UGAGUUUUUUUUUCCAUAUUUUUGUUUUUUAAUGGAUUUUAAUUUCUAGUUGCUUUUUUGCUACAAUAUGUGUUUUUUUAAAUAGGUUUUUGCAUAUUGAUGGAUUUAGAUGGUGUUCAACCUAAUUAUCCUUCUUCUUGUGUUACUCAUUCAGUUGGUGAUAUUUAUCGUACUCCAGAGGUUGUUGGAUCAUUUAGCCCUGGUGGUACCACUAAGGAAUGGAUUCCAAAUGUUCCCAAGGAGUUAAAACCCAGUUUGGGUAUGAUAUUUAAAGAUCCUGAAGAGGGUCUUAGUUUUUAUAAAGCAUAUGCAAAUGCCGCUGGGUUUACUUCUAGGAAAUCUACUACUAAAAGGAAGAAGAAUAACAAAGAUAUAAUUGCUUUUCAAUAUGGAGUUUGCAAUAAGGAAGGUUUUAGGGCAAUAAGAAAACCUAUUGCUCAACAAACAGUUUAUGAAGAAGGAAAAGUUCAUAUUACUAGGAAACGUUUAGUCACUCGUGUAGGAUGCAAUGCUCACAUAUGUAUGAGAUAUGAUGCUGGAAAGUAUGUUGUAACUCAUUUCAAAGAAGAACAUAAUCAUCCUUUAUAUACUCCAAGUUGUGCAAAAUUUCAGAAGGAUAAUAGAAAAAUGCAUAUUAUGCAUAAAAAGUUGAUUGUUGAUAAUUCAAAGGUGAUUUAUUUUUAUGUACUAAAUAAUGUUUUUUUUUUGUUUUGAUUUACUAUGUUCUAAAGUUAAUUCUUAAUCUUAGUAAUAUUUUUUUUUUCUAACAGGUAAAUGUUGGUCCUGUGAGGUCUUAUACUAUGAUGAAAGAAUUAGCUGGAUCACAUGAUAAUGUUGGUGCAUCUAAACAAGAUUUCAAAAAUUUUUAUAGA
Messenger RNA from Chenopodium quinoa (quinoa), 872 nucleotides. Its product is annotated as protein FAR1-RELATED SEQUENCE 5-like. Bases 100 to 714 code for a protein of 204 amino acids. The record is from RefSeq and is a predicted model, not a curated record. Lineage: Eukaryota; Viridiplantae; Streptophyta; Magnoliopsida; Caryophyllales; Amaranthaceae. The transcript has 2 exons.